GCCCUAUCUAUUCGUGAACAAUCUUCACGCGAAAUUUGCCGCAAUCCGAACGGUCGCGCGUGCCCGGUUUCUAUACAAGUUUUGACAGGAGAUAUUUUGCUCCCCAGAUAUGUGAAAAAUGCGAACUAAAAACCCCACUCCAUCCAGAUAUCAUGGCAAGUAUAGAAACUAUACAAAAGAUAACAUUCUAAAGGCUUACUAUGAAGUAAAGAAUCAUAGAUCGUCUCUGCGCAAGGCGGCGAGGGAAUAUGGUGUCCCCUACCAGACAUUGAGGGACAGAGUCUCUGGCAAGGUUGAUCCUGAAGAUUUUGCGAGGGAAACCGUACUUGAGACAGAAGAGGAACUGGGGCUGGUAGAACAUGCGGAACAAUGUGCAAGAUUGGGAUACGGGUAUUCAAAUAUGGAAAUGAAAAAACUUGCCGGCGAACUGGCGUUCAAGAUUGGAAGAAGGAAAAGAGACAAACCCCUAAGUAACUGUUGGCUUUAUGGUUUCUUGGGACGUUGGAGAGAAAGGCUUUCAACACUAAAGCCAUCUGCUCUGGAUUCCAACAGAGCGAAAAAUACAACCCCAGAGGCCGUUAAUUCAGACAUACUUUCACAAUCUUAAGAAUACCAUUGACACCCUACAUCUUGAAAACAGGCCAGACCUGAUAUUUAAUAUGGACGAGACUGGCAUAAGUCCAGAGCACAGACCGCCAAAUAUUAUUGCCCCUUCCAAUGAAAAACCACAUUCAGUAACGUCCCCACGAUCAACAACGACGACCCUCAUAGCAUGUGCCAACGCAGCUGGAAGCAACAUACCUCCCUACUUUGUUUUUAAAGGU
Messenger RNA from Dreissena polymorpha, 824 nucleotides. RefSeq lists its product as uncharacterized. The record is from RefSeq and is a predicted model, not a curated record. The transcript is spliced from 2 exons. Lineage: Eukaryota; Metazoa; Mollusca; Bivalvia; Myida; Dreissenidae. Gene Ontology annotation, molecular function: DNA binding. The coding region runs from base 119 to 607 and encodes 162 amino acids.